This is a messenger RNA of Paecilomyces variotii, 2532 nucleotides long. RefSeq lists its product as hypothetical. The coding region runs from base 275 to 2074 and encodes 599 amino acids. The transcript has a single exon. NCBI's taxonomy places the organism in Eukaryota, Fungi, Ascomycota, Eurotiomycetes, Eurotiales, Thermoascaceae. The record is from RefSeq and is a predicted model, not a curated record.
GUCAGCUGUGAAUUAUUCAGAAAUCAACGAAUGUGGUACCUUCGGAGCCUCGCAGAGCCAGAUACAAGAUCUGGGACCAGGAUCAAGUCAAAGCUCAUCCAGUCAGCAGUUAAGUGAGAGUUUGAUAUCUCCCCUUCUAAGGCCUCAUUUAAGGUUAUUCUCCGGACUGCGGGAUCUCAGAAGUCGGAGUAUUUCUCACGGAGGUCUCUCUAAUAACUAUUCUAGACUUGGACAACGGCGAGGUCGUUAUGUCUCCUCGUCAAGAGAAAGUGAGAUGCAGGAUGAUGAGCAGGACUGGGAGACAAUCCCAGAAAGUGAUCAGUUCAGCAGAGACACGUUUGACACGUUUGUCGGACAGGGCGCUCAUCGCUCUGGAUACGCAGACCCGUACACAUCCCGACUGGGACAGGCAAUGACAGGAAGCAGCUUGGCUGACUACUCCAGUUACGGCAGUUUGGCACAGGAGGAGACUUCUAGCUGGACUCCCUUUGACCUCCCUUCUUCACCACCUCUCCCACAGGCGUCGCCUUUCUUUCAUUCUCAGCGUGCGGGUCCAACAAACACGCACCACCCUGACCAUCAAUCUGAUAUGGAGUGUUCUGCUUCCUCUUCUGAUCGUCACUUCCAGAAUACAAACCUUCUCAUGAGCCAUAUCCCUCCUCUUCCUGCUACCACGAGCUACCUUGCGGGUCCUCCUCGUCCUCAUUCAGCGAGGGCUUACCGGCACCCAACCCCUCUUGGGGAUUCUCAUACGAAUCCCUUCUGCUCCUCUCCACCGACAAUCCCCAGAGGAGCGGAUGUCUGUCCGGGCAGGCUUAAUCUAGCCUCCGGACAGGCAUCCAGAGUGGGCGGGACAAGUUACAGUAAGUUCAGCUUUCUUGACCAGAGCCAUAUCACGGAAGAAGACACGGAUUUGCGAUCGGAUGUUCACACCCUUGGAAAUGUUUCUACCCACAGUGAUGAAGGACCGCCUCCUUUGCGAACCCCUUCGCCUGAGAUACCCUCUCUUCAUAGGACCCUCUCCGCUUCUUCGGGCUGGGUGACUAUACAGUCCACUCAUGAGAGCCCCGCUGCAUCUGAUAUGCUAUACAGACAUCAGAUUCUCACACAGACUUCUAGGUCCCGCCCAGGGCGUGUUGGACACGUCGAGGGCCCUCCUUCCUGUGGAAGGAGGGUAACCGACUCAGCCAACGACGUCGGAAACGCUGCCCCGGGAGCGUCGCCGAAACAAGCGGCUGCUCAGUCGUCCUCUACAGAACGACUGAUUAUCGGUUCAUCGGACGAGCCGACACUGGUGAGGUCGACCCCUGGCUCUAUCUAUCAAUCAAUUAGAUCCAGGGGUCAGAAAGGCCAGAGUCAGCGGCGCAGCUCAAAUGAUAUUGAGCUACAAGAGUGGUCACAACGGUCACUUGGAAGCAGGAAUCUGGAAGCGACGCAUGGAAAGGGGAAAGACGCAGACAUGGCAACGACUUUCUCUAAGCCGUCUCUUAAGCGUGGGCCUUCUACUGCUGCACUCUUAGCAACCAGAACGACGUUCAAAUCAUCUUCUGCAACUUCUACCCGUCGAACAAAGAGAUACCGAACAGAUGCUGAGGUACGGGAGCGACUCCGGGUUAUGGACAAUAUUUCUGCCUCAGAUAUCGCCAGACCUCAAGCUGCGAUGACAUUUUCUAGCACUAGCAGAUUCACCGGAGAUGAAGAAAGUGUGGGGUCGUAUCUUCCCUGGUACAGGUCAACUUCCGGGAGAUAUGUCUUUGCUGAACCUCCUCGACUUGUACCAUUGCAGUUCCGCCACUCUCAGCUAUCAACAAUUGCGAACAUAGUCCCUCAGAAACGACUAGGGCGGAGGAUCCUUGUAGGUUUGACUUUACUCUUUCCAUUGGGGUGGCCAGUGGUGGCUCUCAUCGGCUUGGGCCUGUCUUGGCCGGACUGUCUGAUAAGGUGGUUCUCAGGAGGAGAUGUGGAGUCUUUUAACGACCGUGAAAGAAUCCUGGCGAGAUGGAUAACUUUGGGGUACACGAUUGUCCUUAUAGGGGCUACAAUUUCGCUAUUCAUGGCUCUCUUUUCAAAAUAAGCCUUUUGCAAUUCAUGAUCGUCUGUGUCUCAGAUACGUACAAUAUGGUGAUACUCGGUCUUGGCUCGUCACAUACUCAUUGAGCAAGGACAAGGCGUUCGGAACAAGUCAAAAAAGAGAGUCACGUUUCUUGGUGCUACAGAAGGUAGUGCUGUCUUACGCUGUCUGUCUUCGAGGGAUUAUGAAGGGUGACAAUUCAUUCUAUGAAGUUCUAAGAAUAUCUGGGUUUGCUUGAUGUUCAGAUAUCAUGCUGAAAGAAAUUCCUGUAUUGACAUCUUCAGUGGGUAGAACGCUAUCAUUUGACGUUGGUAGUUUGGACGGGGCCUCUGGAACGAUGCUAUCCCAAUAGCUCAUGCAUGUAUCUUAAGAUGAAAGAGCCACUAAUAUCCAUGUCUCUCAUCUUCUAAUAGAGUUCACAACAGGACAUGUCCAGAGCAAACAAAUGUUCUUAAUCUCCG